Suillus subaureus is the source of this 1644-nucleotide messenger RNA. RefSeq lists its product as uncharacterized. NCBI's taxonomy places the organism in Eukaryota, Fungi, Basidiomycota, Agaricomycetes, Boletales, Suillaceae. Gene Ontology annotation, biological process: regulation of cyclin-dependent protein serine/threonine kinase activity. The coding region runs from base 210 to 1196 and encodes 328 amino acids. Gene Ontology annotation, molecular function: protein kinase binding; cyclin-dependent protein serine/threonine kinase regulator activity. The record is from RefSeq and is a predicted model, not a curated record. Gene Ontology annotation, cellular component: nucleus; cyclin-dependent protein kinase holoenzyme complex. The transcript is spliced from 3 exons.
ACCUCCUCCAACCCCGCUAGCUAUACUCUCGUCUCGUCGCUUUUACGCAGCUUUCAUAAGGCGGCAACCUCUCAGAUCGUAAAUAGAGCUUCUAUUGCUCCUCGAGGCGAAUUAGCGAAACAUAAAGAUUGAGCACGCAGACUCUCCAUUGUUCCUGGAUCACCUUCGCGACACCGUACCGUCCGUUCCACUCACCAUCACCCAUCAUUAUGGCUGCUGUACAUGGUCCUAUAGUACCCACCCAUCCUUCCCCAUUUCGGAAUGCCCAGAGCGUUCCCCAUUCUCGAAUGGGUUAUCAUCCCGCUCCCUCGGCACCACCUAAGCCUCAGUCUACUCAGCCUACGACAAGACACUCUGACCCUUUUUAUGGUCACGAGCAGGUUUCCCGUUUGUGUGCUCGGUUCAUCACCCAUCUCUUUGCUUGUCCAGAGUACCCACCUUCCUCUUCUAACUCCCAAGUAAAGCUCCCUCAUUUCAUCGCGUAUGCUCUUCAUCGUACCAAACUUCAUUCCUCCGUAACCUUCGCUGCUCUUGUCUUGCUCCAGCGACUGAAGGCGCGCUUUCCCACCGCUCGGGGUUCUUCGGGUCACCGUCUGUUCGUCUCCGCUUUCAUGCUCGCAUCAAAGGUUAUCUGUGACGACACUUACUCCAACAAAUCCUGGAGUAUUGUAGCGCAGGGCAUGUUUCAGUUGCGGGAAAUCAACCAGAUGGAGCGCGAGAUGUGUCAGUAUCUGGAGUGGGAGCUUAAUGUGGAUCCGGUAACGCUGAGGGAGUUUGAGGACAUGGUUAAGAAGGAUUUUGUUGGUCAAGGACCCUACCCGACUUAUAUUCUUCCUUCAUCCUCGAAGACCACCCCUCCUCCUACCACGAAUCCCUUCCCGCCUCCUCCAGCUGCUCUGGCGCCCACGCCUUCAUAUGGCCACCGUUAUCCAUCGCCUCCGAAGCCCGCUUUUCCCCAAUCAAAUUCAACCUACAUUACUUCGCCCACAACACCGGACACGCCGUCACCAUGUUAUUCAACAUCGACGUCUCCAGCGUCGACGGCAUCGCCCCCAACACCCCCGGGUAUGGAGGACUGUACCGCUCGUAUCGUAUCAGCUUCGUCAUCUCCAGGUAUCCCAAAACACGAGCCUGUUCCGAUUCCACCUCCAUCAAAGCACAAGAUGUUUGCGUUCGCUUCGCCGGCCGUCUGGUGAAGGGAGCUCAUUGAGUGCAUCGUGGUCUUUGUUGCAUUUCUUACUGCCACUACACACUCAUUUUUGCUCGUCUUGAUGACGCCGCUAACAUAUACUCUUUCAUCGCCGUCGGUCAGCAUCGAUCGCUCGCGGUGUUUUAUUUACCAGGACUAUCUAUACCCUGCAGCAUCAUUACUUGGCCCAAGGCUGCUCUGGGACCGUGCUUCACCUACUGCAUUAUCAUCAUAUGUUGUGUCAAUAGCGCAUUACAGUAUUUCAAUUGGCAUAUGUACAACUAUACUAAAGAAUCAAAAAUGCCACAAUCACUCUGCAAUAUCAGAAUGAAUGCGAGACAUUAAUUGAUGAGAAUUGGGAGCAUUUGAUGCCCUGCCUCGAGGCACGUGCGACAACCGGCAGAUCGCUUCCACGCACAGAUAAUUGCUUCAGACCUUCACACACCAAGUCGUAC